Molecule: messenger RNA, 1236 nt
Organism: Anopheles coustani
Lineage: Eukaryota; Metazoa; Arthropoda; Insecta; Diptera; Culicidae
Exons: 6
Coding region: 1-1236 (411 amino acids)
Biological process (GO): sensory perception of taste
Cellular component (GO): dendrite; axon; membrane
Source: RefSeq, a predicted model, not a curated record
AUGAUGACUUCCAACGAGGACGCAUUAAAAGCGUUUCAAAGUUUUACCCUGUUGUUGAAAUGUCUCGGCCUGUAUCCUCCAGUGACCUGUAGAAACAAGAGAGCCUUGCUUCGUUAUAAACUUGUGAAUAUGUUAACCAUCACAAUGUCAGUAGCAUUCUACGGUUUUUUGCUACUGUUCCAUUCUCUCGAUAUGGAGACAAUCAAGCUCGGGUCGGGCUCACUAAUAAUGUCCCGAAUGCAUGAUUUUUAUUUUGUAUCACGUUAUCUGAUGGUUGUGGUCGUGUUGUUGCACUUCUACUUUAACCAGGGUACUGUCGACAAGCUCUUCGAUAAACUCAACAAUGUGUCUCAUACCAUCGUAGAACUAACACGAAGCCCACACAACUCAAUCGGUUAUAUUGGGACGAGAAGAUUUGCUAAACAUUUGCGUUGGAUCUCAAUGACAUAUCCGUUUAUGUUCGUGACGAUAACAUACCUCGUGGAGCAAUUGAUGCCCAACUAUGGCGUGCGUGUCCACGCGUUCAAUAUAGUGCGUCUGUUGUACUUUUACUCGUACGUUCACCUGUGGAUGCAAUCGAUUUUAACAUUGCUUCUUGUGUUUUCAAGAUUUGCUGCAAUCAAUCGUAUUUUUAGGAUGUACUUCCCCACAAGUCCUUCGACCGUGGGCAGCCGGGGAGAGUUCGCAAUCUGCAGUGAGAAGGAACAGAUUAAUGUGCUGAAGCAAAUCAAAAUCCUGCACGACAAACUGAACGAUGUCGUGGAGCUCGUUAAUUACUGCUUCUCGGUGCAGAUCACAUUUUGUGUCGGGUUGUGCUUCGUCAUCGGAGUUGUCUGCUCGUUUGGUUUGUUUCGUGCGUUCAUCUAUCGCAACGAGCUGUUCUACAUGGGUGUGCUGAACUUCAUCUGGUACAUGUACUAUCUCUUUUUCGUCCUGUUCUUCAUCGCCGUCGGCAGUAAGAUAUCGCGCGAGGGUAAACGAAUUGGGGUGUUUGUACAUAAAGCCAUCAACUGUUCGUCAUCUGCAGCGGUUAUCAGUGAAUUAAACUUGUUUUCCCAACAGUUGCUCCAUCGCUGCCCGGUAAUAACGUGUGGACUCUUUGUCUACGAUUGGACCCUAUGCUACACGAUGAUUGGUGCUACGGCGACAUACCUCAUCAUCCUGAUUCAGUUCGAUGUCUCGUUCCCGAACUUGGUCAAUCUGAACGCUACUGCCGUGUAUCGUUCCAGUACAUAG